Neurospora crassa OR74A is the source of this 953-nucleotide messenger RNA. RefSeq lists its product as hypothetical. Lineage: Eukaryota; Fungi; Ascomycota; Sordariomycetes; Sordariales; Sordariaceae. Bases 1 to 840 code for a protein of 279 amino acids. The record is from RefSeq and is a predicted model, not a curated record. The transcript is spliced from 3 exons.
AUGCCCAAUAUCGAAUGCGACGAGGACAAGGCCGGCCCGUCCGUGCUACCCGUGUCAUCGCCAGACAUGGAACCAAUAACUGAAACCUCCGAAGAAGACUUUCAAGCGCCCAAGAAGCGACACAUUGAGGAGCAGAGAAGCGAGGCUGCCAACGUGUUUACACCUUACCUCUUCAUGCCCGACGACAAGAUGGAGGAGGGCAGGAGCAGGGACGACCCGCCCGCGCGGCUCGCGCCGCCACCCAACAUGUUCACACCUUACGUCUUCCGUGACGAGUCCCUCGGCCAAGAUAGCGAUGCGAAUGAGGACAUCGAUUACUGGAGGGACAGCCUCUCGCCGAAACAGCGUCUUCGCUUCGCUUUGAAGAAGUUAUUGGAUUGUGAGUCCAAUCAGGCGCUGGCCAUCAUCUCCAAACACAAGACCAUCUUGCGCCCUCUCUGGCUAAAGCAGUACUGGGUCAAAGGUCAACUAGUCACCUCCAACCUCAAAUGGGAGCGUCAAGAGCAUUUUACUGGCAUUGCUCACUAUCUAUUUACGCCGCAAGAAACUGGAGAAAAGACCUGUACCAAGUGUGAGACUGUAGACAACUAUGGGCCGUUUGCGGAGUGUGUCGCUGGCGGUCGGGCGGUGCAUGGGGGCGCUUGCUUCAGCUGCUACUACAAGGGUGAGGGGAAGAGUUGCUCCCUCCGUAUCGCUCAUGAACAGUCAGAGAAGAAAGCGCGGUAUGGCCAAAGCGACGCACCGUUUUCAGCUGAAACUAUUCGCAACACUAGCACGAGGGAUUUAGAGAAGGCGUUGCGGUGGAUUCAGAAGGAGUUGAGAAUUCGCGAGGAGGAUUAAACCAGUUGGAAGCAUCAAGCGUAUUCAUCAUAUUUCAGAUGUCUGUUGAUGCAGUAGAAGACUUCAACUAUGCUUUAAGUAGAGAAGAGAAACAAUAAUUUGUUUGGACGCGG